This is a messenger RNA of Acytostelium subglobosum LB1, 1308 nucleotides long. RefSeq lists its product as hypothetical. Bases 1 to 1308 code for a protein of 435 amino acids. The record is from RefSeq and is a predicted model, not a curated record. The transcript is spliced from 4 exons. Gene Ontology annotation, molecular function: hydrolase activity. Lineage: Eukaryota; Evosea; Eumycetozoa; Acytosteliales; Acytosteliaceae.
AUGUCAUCAUCAACAGUUGGACACUACGAAUUGAAUGAGCCAAGAUUCUUGACAUUGCUCACCAAGCUCAUUGGAGAGGCAAAGACUCUGCAGAAUCAGCCACCCGAACUCAUCCCUGUGGAGGAUAAUGCCGGCCGUCAUGUGUUGGCCGCUCUCGAGCCAUACAAGGUCGAGAAUGGUGGUGUGCUCAAGGUUGAGCACGUCGCUUACCACGAGGGCCGUGGCAACAUCUUGAUCCAAUACCCAGGCGCCGUCGCUGACAAGUGCAUCUCGUUCGUUGGCUCCCAUCUCGACGUUGUUCCAGCCAUCGCCGACAACUGGAAGGUCGACCCAUUCAAGCUCACCAUCGAUGGCGAUCGUCUCUACGGUCGUGGUACCACCGACUGUCUUGGACACGUUGCCCUGUUGACUGACCUCUUCAUCGAGCUUGCCACCCACAAGCCAACAUUGAAGCACUCUAUCAAUGCUGUGUUCAUUGCCAGCGAGGAGAAUGAUGAGAUCCCAGGCGUUGGUGUUGAUGAGCUCAACAAGCGUGGAAAGAUCGAUCACUUGAAGCAUGGCCCACUGUACUGGGUCGACUCUGCUGAUAUGCAGCCAACCAUCGGAACAGGUGGUGCUCAGAACUGGAACCUCAAGGCAUCCGGAAAGAUCUUCCACAGUGCCCUCCCACACAAGUCCAUCAACUCUAUCGAGUUGGUCACCGAGGCCCUGGCCGUCAUCCAAAAGAGAUUCUAUGAGGACUUCAAGCCACAUCCAGAGGAGCACAAGUAUGGAUAUGAGGUUUCCUCAUCAAUGAAGCCAACUUUGUGGAAGAGGAUCGAUGGAUCGUACAAUCAGAUCCCAGGCGAGGCUGUCAUCUGUGGUGACAUCCGUCUCACUCCAUUCUAUAACAUGGACGAAAUGAGAAAGAAGGUUGAGUCCUACGUCGCUGAUAUCAACGCUGACAUCAACAGCCUCCCAUCGCACGGACCCUUCCACAAGUACUCUUUGCCCGAGGAGGGACUCACUGGCAAGGUUGAGCUCGAGUGGAUUGGCGAGUCAUCACCGGGUGUCGCUUGUAACAUCGACUCUACAGGAUACAAGGCAUUGGCUCAAGCUACCAACGAGGUCACUGGCGAGUUGAAGCCAGUCUCAACAUGUGGUACCCUUCCACUCGUGAAGGAUCUCCAAGACAGUGGAUUCGAUCUCCAGAUCACAGGCUUUGGCAAGGAGGAGACCUACCAUGGAGACAAUGAGUACGCUUCAUUGAGUGAUUUCAAGAAGGCCGUCAAGAUCUUGACCAGAACCAUUGACCUGUUGGAGAACUAA